Messenger RNA from Sorghum bicolor (sorghum), 2424 nucleotides. RefSeq lists its product as uncharacterized. NCBI's taxonomy places the organism in Eukaryota, Viridiplantae, Streptophyta, Magnoliopsida, Poales, Poaceae. The record is from RefSeq and is a predicted model, not a curated record. Gene Ontology annotation, biological process: sesquiterpene biosynthetic process. The coding region runs from base 430 to 2130 and encodes 566 amino acids. Gene Ontology annotation, molecular function: cyclase activity. The transcript is spliced from 2 exons.
GUUGGCGCAACGCAACGCGGACUGCGCCGGAAUCCGACUUUCCCCGCGGCCACGUUGACUCCUCGCGCUCCCACGCUGUUCUGUUCGCAAACGGUAGGGGGCGCCCACAACAAAUGCCUCUGCGGCUGCUGGAGCGGUCUCCUUUCCUAGCUUCCUCCCCCAAUCCGCCCUUGGGCUUCGCUGGCGGUGGCGGCGGCGGCGGCUGGGGAAGGCAGGAAUCCCGGCCUUUGCUUGCGCGCUACUCCGGGCACCGGCUGCUGCUCGCUGAAAUGGUUAGCCAGUAGUAUGUAUGUGCAUUCUGUAUAUAUACAAGAGAGCAAUCAUUUCUGUGGAAAAUGGCAUUUUCAGUCUGAGUGUUAAAUAGGGCGGCGUACCUUGUGGAAAGGGGUCGAAUUGUAAUCUGACACUCCACAUCUCCAGCUGAACAAAAUGGCUUCCAACGGUAACGGAAAUCUCAAAGCUGACAUUGAACCAGUAGAGUCAAUAGCUUCAGACAAUGUUCCAGGAGCAACAGGCAUCAACAAUCUUGCCAGUCAGGGUGUUUCAGAACGUGGAAAGCGGUGGAGUGGGUUUAGGAAUUUCUGGAAACGCCUUUGUACUGGCCCCCAGUUAAAGAAGUUUGGUUCCUCAACUUCGUUCAGGUUUCAACAGAUCGCAAUUCAACGGGAUGAGUUCUCACGUUCGAUCCAUUCGGACAACCAUGUUAGCCAUGAGCAUUUCCAGUUUAUCAGGAGGAUUAAUUGGGAACAGCUGUGGCUGAUGGCCAAGAAUUGGAUAAAAGAGCCUAUGAAUAUGGCCCUUUUUGUUUGGAUUGCUGUCGUUGCUGUAUCUGGUGCAAUUCUCUUUCUUGUUAUGACUGGAAUGCUGAAUCGUGUUUUGCCUAGCAAAUCACAAAGAGACACCUGGUUUGAAGUGAACAACCAAAUCCUGAAUGCAUUAUUCACGCUCAUGUGCCUUUAUCAACACCCACAACGGAUCUACAACUUUGUGCUUCUUUGCCGAUGGGAGCAGAAGGACAUUUUAAGGCUUAGGAAGAUAUAUUGCAAAAAUGGAACAUAUAAACCUAAUGAGUGGAUGCACAUGAUGGUGGUCGUAAUCCUUCUUAAUUUGAACUGCUUUGCUCAGUAUGCCCUGUGUGGUCUAAACCUAGGGUACCGCAGAUCUCAACGGCCUCCUAUAGGUGUUGGCCUCACUAUUUCUGUUGCAAUUGGGGCUGCAGCAUUCGCUGGUCUGUACAAUAUCAUCAGCCCUCUUGGGAAGGAUUAUGAUACAGAACAUGCAGAUAUCGAUCAAGAAGCACAAAUCGAUGUUGCCUCAACUGAGAGCGGCAGGCCAACUUCACGGGUUAAAUCAUUUGAGAGGAGAUACUCUUUCAUCCAGAGUGAUGAACGCCGUUUUGUAGAGAGAAGGCCUCAGUGGGUUGGCGGACUAAUGGAUUUCUGGGACCAGAUAUCUAUUGCGUACUUGUCACUUUUCUGCAGUUGCUGUGUCUUUGGCUGGAAUAUGCAGAGGCUUGGAUUUGGUAACAUGUAUGUCCACAUCGCAACGUUUCUGCUCUUUUGCCUGGCUCCAUUUUUUAUCUUCGUCCUGGCAGCUGGCAAUGUUGACAAUGAAUCCCUUCAAGUGGCAUUGGUGCUGACUGGACUUUUCCUGUGCUUUUUUGGUUUACUGUAUGGUGGCUUCUGGAGAAUUCAGAUGAGGAAGAGAUUCAACCUGCCAGAAAACAACUUCUGCUGCCACAACCCAGAUGCAUCAGAUUGUUUCCAGUGGUUGUUCUGCUGCUCAUGCUCACUUGCUCAGGAAGUCAGGACCGCAGAUUACUACGAUAUCACAGAGGACAGGUCACCCACAGGGCAAGUAACUGGCGAAACCCCCCGCGUAAUGAUGUCCCCAUUGCAGCGUGAAGAUGGUCUGGCCCUUUUCAAGUCAAGUCCAAGUUCGCCAUAUAGGAGCGGCAAUGCUAGUCCAUCGAUCUUUAUCCUGGAGAGCCCGUCAGCCCCACGCAGGUCAUCUGGUUCCUCGCCUCAGGGUGGUUCACCGACAAUGGGUGAUAGGGUGAUGAAGGCACCAGCUCCAUCUGUUCUUCAAAGAGAAGGUGGACCAGAUCAUGGCAAAGGGGUGAUCCAAUGAAGCAGUUACCGGUCGCAUGAGAUGUGUAUAUUUUUUUGUAAAGGAAAUACAUCCUCGGCAGAAAAUUUUCUGUGCUGUUACUCUUUCUUAUUCUCAAGAAAUGUAUAGACUGUCCAGUUCUGUUAUGCAUUUCAGCUCCGUCAUGCACGGUUGGUUUUGAUGUGAGGUGCAAUUAUUGUAUAGAUCUCUCAUUUGUUGUUCAGUAUCUGCUGGUGUGUUCAUGAUAACGGAAGUGUGCUGCUGCUGAUAGUCCGUCCAUUUGUCGCAGCAAUUUGAGCAAUGGUUGUUGUCUCA